AUGCCCGGCCUGGAAGUCCUUAACACGUCUCUCGCCUCACCAGGAGGAGGACAACACCACCACCAACACCCGCCCCAGCUGAGGGCCCACAAGUCUCUCCGUCGAAGGCCAAAUGUGCUCUGGAGCCCUCAACUCUUCGAAGCAAACCCCGGAGGCCCAAACGGCCGUCCUUCAAAUAAUGGCGCCCCGUUGGCACCCGCCCCUGCUCGUCCCCUCACGCCUCCUGCUGUCGCCCAACCCGACGACGAUCUGACCAGCGACGGCACGAACACCCCCAAAGCCGUCUCCUCCUCCUCCUCCUUGUCCUUGUCGACGCCGAAGCCCUCCCAUCCCCCGACGCCUGAAACCACCCCCCCGCAACUCUCGGCCUCGGCCGCCCGUCCCGGUCUGUCGCACUUCGGUCAGUCGUCUGCCUCGUCACGAGCGGAUUCGUUUCGGACCGCCUGCGAGAUGAUUUCCGAUGCGGAAACCGAGACCCCCCGCCGCUCGUCCCAGUCGGUUCUACCGACCAGGCACAAGUCGCUGCGCACGGAUGAACCCUUCGACAGCGACAGGAGUGGAGACACCACGCCGAUUCCCGGCCCUCGCCCCGAUCGCUUGCGUGCUCCCAUGACGGAACCCCCGGCGCGCGGAGAGAUGGAGGAGACGGAGCCCCCCAGAGUGUCGCCCCCACGCAGAAAGAAAUCCACGAGGAACGGCGCACGUCGCAUCCCUCGCCCGGCGGACUGGGAGGAAACGCGAUACGGCGAAAGUGACGCAGACGUGCCGAGUGAGGAGGUCCCUAUCGUACAUUCGGAGAGUCCGCGAUUGCCGGCCAGAGACCUGCAAGAGCCCGUUGCGGGGUUGUCGAUUGAGGAGUUUCGUGAACAGAUCGACUGGCCACCGACGGAGCGACGGCUUCAUCCCGCUGACCCCGACGAUGUCCGCCGACUGUCCGACGUUUCCACCGCGUCGACCGUCGAGGUGAUGAUUAUCGACCCUCCGCAGUCCACUCAACGAUCGCUGCGGCACACGGAGAAGAGGGACUCCCUGCGAUCGAUCCCCCGGUCAGAACACGCGUCACUCGCAUCCAACCCCGACUCCCAGCGGCGCCUGGUCCACAAGGCUGGCCGCAUCACGGAGCACGAUCGCAAAAGCAUCGCGUCGGAGAUAUCGAUCUCCGGAGCCUCGAGCAUGAACCUUCCGCCGCAGAACGUGGAUAUCGUGCCGGUGGUGGUAAUCCCGGAGCGACGGUCGUCUCUCAAGUCGUCCAGCUCCAGCAGAAACACGUCGCAGACGCGCUCCCGCCACUCCAGUCGACGAGGCACAACCGCCUCAGGAAGCCGGCCGGGUUCCAGAGAGCCUCCGCGCCAGAAGAAGCGAACGCUGUCCGACAACUCCAACCCGGGUAAAGGCGCAGAGCCUCGCGGCCGUCACCCGGAGUCUGGCCGACCCACGGUCCCUGCGCGCAACUCGUCGCUGUCUGCACCCACCAGUCGGAACAAUUCGCGGACGACGUCCCUCACAUCGGAGAGUUUGCGGGAUCAUACGUUGGCGAUGGAGCACGAUCCCCCACACCGUCCGGUUGAAAAACCGCCUGUGCAUAGACCCGAGGUGCCCCGGGGCCUGAACAUCCAUGAUGCGGGCGAAGCCUCCAAGACACAGUCCAUCAUCAUCGGCGUGGAGGACAUGUCGCACCUGCGCCCACCCUCGAUGCCCUACACGCAGAUCUCGAUCCCAUCCUCAUCCCCGGGGCUGAUCGAAGUCAGCGAAGCAACCACCGUGACCUUCUUCCCCCACACCAACGAAUCGCUCCUCCUCGUCGACCCACAAACGCAGUCUACCCUUCGCAGCCAAAUGCCCGGCCCAGACUACCACCGACCCGACUCGCCCACCCCGCGAUCCGACCUGAACUUCCCGCUACAGAACCCCCGGCAGCCGCCCAAACCCCCCGUAUGCCAAGUGAUCCCGCCCACCCCGGUCCAAGACGACCCGCAGCCGGCCAUCCCAGCGGGGAAGAACAAAGAAGCAAGCGGACGGCCGGGCCGACGAUUCGGCUCGGCUCGCCGUCCCUGGAUGCCGAUGAACCGCAAAGCGGGCAAGGACAUCGACGGCCGGCUGCAGCCCGACCUGAUCAUCAAAAACUCCCUCGGCAUGCCCCAGCAGCGGGUCGUAUUCGAGGGUCCCCCCGUGGCCAUCCCCCGCCGCCGUCUCGAAUCCCAUUCCCACCACGCCAACACCAACAGAGGCACCCUCGUCAACAGCCAGGUCUUCACCCCCGAGGCCUUCUGCUCGCAGACCUCGCUGCACCAUCACCGCUACCGAUCGUUGUCCUGGUGGAGGCUGCGGCUGCGCGCCGGCAAGAUCCGGAAUAUUCGGAGGCGCGUGAGACGUACCUGGCAGCGACAUGCGGAUCAUCGGCGGGAGGCGAAGCGCGAGAAGCUCAAGCAGAGUAUAAGUGGGGCGGUGUUGGUGGAGUCCAGUACGCAGUUGAGGGGGGGUGAUGAGUUAUGA
Molecule: messenger RNA, 2493 nt
Organism: Aspergillus heteromorphus CBS 117.55
Lineage: Eukaryota; Fungi; Ascomycota; Eurotiomycetes; Eurotiales; Aspergillaceae
Exons: 3
Coding region: 1-2493 (830 amino acids)
Source: RefSeq, a predicted model, not a curated record